AUGCAAAGUGGAAUGAAUUUAGGAUGGACAUCACCAAUCUUACCAUUCCUUGGUUCAAAACAAUCCUUCAUUCCUAAUUUAACGGAGGAUCAAACAUCUUGGAUUUCAUCGUUAUUAGCUUUGGGAGCAAUAUUGGGUGCAGUGCCAGCUGGAAAAGUAGCUGAUUUUGUUGGUAGAAAAUUAGCAAUGGGCUUAACAGCAAUACCCUUUUUAAUAUCAUGGAUUAUAUUGAUAUUUACGAGAAAUAUUAUUGGUGUAUAUGUGGCACGUUUCAUUGGUGGUAUUGGUUCUGGUGCUGCAUGCGUUUUGGUACCGGUUUAUAUCGGUGAAAUAGCACAAGCAUCGAUAAGAGGAACACUUGGCAUCAUUUUUCCUUUAUUAUUUUCAAUGGGUAUAUUAUUUUCAUAUGUCAUGGGUGCCUAUCUUUCAUACACGAUCUUCAACGUCUCUUGUUGUUCAGUAUUAAUCAUUUUUCUCGUUAUCAUUAUCUUUCUACCGGAAUCACCUAUGUGGUUGGUACACAAGGAAAAAAAAUCUGAGGCAGUUAAAGUAUUACAAAUCUUACGUGGAAUUAAUUACGACGUUAAAGAAGAAAUUUCAAUGUUGCAAGACGAGUCUGACAGAGUUGAGACUAAAAGAGGUGGUAUCAUGGAUUUAAUUGGUACUAAAGCUGGAAGAAAAGCAUUUUUUACUUGCCUUGGUCUUAUGUGGUUUCAACAGAUGUGUGGAAUAGAUGCCGUUUUAUUUUACACCGUUAGAAUAUUUCAAAAUGCUGGUAGCACCAUAGAACCAUUCGUAGCAACAAUCAUUAUUGGUUUAAUCGAGGUCAUUAUGACAAUAUGUGUUGCUUUCAUCAUCGACAGAUUUGGAAGGAAACCAUUACUCCUGAUAUCUGGAACAGCAAUGACACUGUGCCUAGGUGUCCUUGGUUAUUACUUUAAAAUAAAAGCCGAUCAAGAAGAUGUACUUUUUCUUGGCUGGUUACCAUUAACAAGUCUUUCUUUAUACAAUGUUGUAUUUUCAAUCGGUUUCGGAUCGGUGCCAUUCGCAAUGAUAAGCGAACUUUUCCCACCGGAGACCAAAGGAGUAGCAAGUAGCAUCUCAAUCAUGGUACAUUGGUGUCUUGUAUUUGCUGUUACCAAGUUAUUUCCAAUGAUGGAAAAUACCAUGGGUGAAGCUAUUACUUUUUGGACCUUUGCUUGUUUCACUGCUUUGUCAGUUGUAUUCACAUUUUUCUUCGUCCCUGAAACGAAAGGAAAGACUCUUCAGGAUAUACAAAAGAAACUGGAACGAAAACAUAAGUCAAUCAAAGACGUACAGUCUGUUUGA
This is a messenger RNA of Polistes dominula (European paper wasp), 1329 nucleotides long. RefSeq names its product trehalose transporter 1-like protein. Gene Ontology annotation, cellular component: membrane. Lineage: Eukaryota; Metazoa; Arthropoda; Insecta; Hymenoptera; Vespidae. Gene Ontology annotation, biological process: carbohydrate transport; transmembrane transport. The record is from RefSeq and is a predicted model, not a curated record. Gene Ontology annotation, molecular function: sugar transmembrane transporter activity.